CUGAUAUAAUUAAAAAUAACAAUUUUGUUCAGUAUAUAUAAAGGUGAUUAUGAAGCUUUAAUUACUUCAUAGUUUCAAGCUGUGGAAGUUGACUAUUUUCAAACAGUUUACCAAAGUUAAGAAUAUCUGCAAUCUACAAAAAUGGCUUCUGAAAAAAAAGUUAAAUUUCCUGAAAAUUUUAUGAUUGGAACUGGAUCCAGUGCGUAUCAAAUUGAAGGUGCAUGGGACGCAGAUAACAAGGCUCCUAGUAUCUGGGAUGAUUAUUUCCAUACUAAAAAAUACGAAAAACCACCAACGGUUACGUUUUCAGCUCCGACGAAAAAUAUUACUGAUUUUCACAAAGGAAGAGAACUCCCUACUUUUUAUUCGGAAUCUACUACGACAUAUAUCAAUGGAGAUAUUGCUUGUGAUUCUUAUAAUAAACUCGAUGAAGAUAUUGACAACUUGAUUGAACUUGGAGUUAAUACGUACCGAUUUUCUAUAAGUUGGCCCAGAGUUUUGCCAGAUGCCGAUGACCGAAACCCAAACCGACUUGGAAUUGAAUAUUACGAAUCGUUAAUUAGUAAACUUAUUGCUAAAAAUAUUACACCACUGGUAACAAUGUAUCACUGGGAUAUGCCGAGCAUUCUUCAAGGUCUUGGUGGGUGGUCGAAUCCAAACAUUAUUGAAUAUUUUGUAAAUUACGCAAAUUUUCUCUUCAGAACAUUUGGCAAAAAAGUCAAAUACUGGACUACAAUUAAUGAACCCAGAUUGGUAGUUAAUGCUUAUGGUAAUGAGCUCUUGGCGCCCAGUAUUGGUGAAAUGUUCAACGGUAUCGCCGAUUACAUGGCCGCUCGCAAUGUGUUGCUUGCUCACGCAGCAGUUUACAGGUUGUACAAGAGAGAUUAUUACGCUGAGCAACAGGGUUAUAUCAGUAGUUUGUGUUUUGACACAAUGGCUUUUUUCCCAAAAAAUCCGGAUUCACUGGAGGACAAAUAUACUGUUUCAAAAGCAUACGAUUUUCUGCUUGGAUUAUUCGCUCAGCCAUUGAUUGACGGCAAUUUUCCAAAAUCAGUGAUAGAUGGUGUUGCUGAAACAAACAAAAUUGAAAAUAUAGCUUUAACGCGUAUCGUCCAAUUUAGCGAGAAAGAAAAAAAAGAUAUCAUAGGUUCUUAUGAUUUUAUUGCUUUCAAUUAUUACGAUUCGGUCAAGGUAACACCAAUGAUCGAAUCAGACUACGUAAAACAGAAAUAUUUACAAAAAAGAGAUUUUGGCGUGGCAUUUGACAUGACAAAUAUAUCCAUGGAAGAUACCUUUAAAGGAUUUACUGAGGUUGUAACUUGGUUUAAGAAAAAAUUUGGCGAUACUACAGAACUGUUUAUUGCUGAAAAUGGCUUUGCUGAGGAAUAUGGUGUAGAUGAAACUGAUAAAAAAAUCAAAUACCACAGUGGCAUUUGGACUGAACUUGAAAAAGCCUUAAACGAUGGCGUUGCUAUUAAAGGGUAUUGUGUCUGGUCGUUUAUGGAUUCGUUGGAAUGGACAAGUGGAUAUUUUAAAAAAUCGUACGGUAUAUAUAAAGUGAACUUUAAAGACCCAAAAAGACCCCGUUCCAAGAAGCCGUCAUUUGCGUUCUUCAAACAUCUAUUCGAAACAAAAUCAUUGCUACCUAUCAAAUCGAGUUUUCAAGCUGUAAGAGUUGACAGGGUCAAACAGUUUACCAAAGUUAAGACUCUGCAAUCUAAAAAAAUGGCUUCUGAUAAAAAAUUUAAGAUUGCUGAUGACUUUUUGAUUGGAACCGGAUCUAGUGCGUAUCAAAUUGAAGGUGGAUGGAAGCAAGAUGAAAAGAGUCCUAGUAUCUGGGAUGAUUAUUUCCACGAUAAAAAUCUCAAAGUCAAAAAUCCAACAAUCGUUAAGUCAGCACCCCGGAAGAAAUACACUAAUUUUCACAGAGGAACAGAUUUGGAACCUUUAGAUGAAACUAAUGAUAUGGAGAUAAUCAAUGGAGAUAUUGCUUGUGAUUCUUAUAAUAAACUCGAUGAAGAUAUUAAAAACUUGGUUGAGCUUGGAGUUAAUACAUACCGAUUUUCUAUAAGUUGGCCCAGAGUUUUGCCAACUGCCGAUGACCGAAACGAAAACAAACCUGGAAUUAAUUAUUACAAAUUGUUAAUUAAAAAUCUUAUUGAUAACAACAUUACACCUGUGGUAACAAUGUACCACUGGGAUCUGCCGAGCAUUCUUCAAGGCCUGGGGGGAUGGUCGAAUCCACACAUUAUUGAAUAUUUUGUAAAUUACGCAGAUUUUCUUUUCAGAACAUUUGGCAAAGAUGUCAAAUAUUGGACUACAAUCAAUGAACCCAGAUUCGUAGCUAAUGCUUAUGGCGAUGAAACAAUGGCGCCCAGUGUUGGUGUGGUGCUCAACGGUUUUGCCGAAUACAUGGUCACUCGCAAUUUGUUGCUCGCCCACGCGGCAGUUUACAAGAUGUACAAGAGCAAGUACUACGACACACAGAAGGGUAAGAUCAGUUUGUGUUUUGACACUGCGGCGUAUUUCCCAGUAAAUCCUAAACUGCAGGCGGACAUCGAUGCUGUUCCGAAAGCAUUCGAUUUUAUGCUUGGAAUAUUCACUGAACCAUUGAAAAACGGCAAUUUUCCGGAUACAUUGUUAAAAUCUAUCGCUGAUACAGACAAACGUGAAAACAUAACUAUAAAGCGUAUCAUUGAAUUUAGCGAGACAGAAAAAAAAGAUAUCAUAAAUUCAUAUGAUUUUAUUGCUUUCAAUUAUUAUGAUUCAUUCAAGGUACAAGGAAUGACCGAUGAUGAUUACAAAAAAGAAGAUUUUUUGCUAAAUAAAGAUUUAAGAGUAAAAGUUAUACCGAAUGCAGCAAACUUGGCAGAUACCUUUCAAGGAUUUACUAAUGUGGUAAAUUGGCUUAAGAAAAAUUUAAACAAACCGGAACUGUUUAUUGCUGAAAAUGGUAUUUAUGAUGCACCGAAUAAAGAAAAUAAUGAAUUAAAAAUUAAAUAUCAUCGUGGAAUUUGGACUGAAAUUGAAAAAGCCAUAGGGGAAGGUGCUGCUAUUAAAGGGUAUUGUGUCUGGUCUUUUAUGGAUUCGUUGGAAUGGUCAAAAGGAUAUUAUGAUAAAUGGUUUGGUAUAUAUAAAGUGGACUUCAACGACCCAAAAAGACCCCGUACCAAGAAACAAUCAUUUGACUUCUUCCAACAUCUUUUCAAAUUCAAAGCAUUACCACCACCUAUUAAAUCUAAUAAAUAAUGUUUCUAUGAAAUUGGUUUAUUUUAGAUUUUUAGAGGACUAAAAUAAUUGUUGGCAUGUAUUACCUAUGUUUAAAUUUUGAUUAAAAUGAUCAGUGUUGUUGAACAAAUAAUAUUAUAAUACACAAAUAAAAAUAUAUUAAAUACAUAAA
Rhopalosiphum padi (bird cherry-oat aphid) is the source of this 3400-nucleotide messenger RNA. RefSeq names its product lactase/phlorizin hydrolase-like. The record is from RefSeq and is a predicted model, not a curated record. Gene Ontology annotation, biological process: carbohydrate metabolic process. Gene Ontology annotation, molecular function: beta-glucosidase activity. NCBI's taxonomy places the organism in Eukaryota, Metazoa, Arthropoda, Insecta, Hemiptera, Aphididae. Bases 142 to 3249 code for a protein of 1035 amino acids. The transcript is spliced from 26 exons.